Messenger RNA from Sorghum bicolor (sorghum), 1322 nucleotides. RefSeq names its product RNA polymerase II transcription factor B subunit 4. Gene Ontology annotation, cellular component: transcription factor TFIIH holo complex; transcription factor TFIIH core complex. Lineage: Eukaryota; Viridiplantae; Streptophyta; Magnoliopsida; Poales; Poaceae. Gene Ontology annotation, biological process: nucleotide-excision repair; regulation of DNA-templated transcription. The transcript has 12 exons. The coding region runs from base 138 to 1013 and encodes 291 amino acids. The record is from RefSeq and is a predicted model, not a curated record.
CAACCGCGGCAAGUGCCACUGCCAGCGCCGCCGCCCCAGCGCCGCCGCCGGCGCCUCGGAGCAUUGGAUUGGCUGGGAGCCUGGGAGCGCGACCCGCCGCCGCCGGCCCGCGAGCAGCAACGACCCCUUCGCCGGCCAUGACCUCCGCUCACUCCAAGCUCUACUCCGAUGACGUCAGCCUCGUCGUGGUCGUCGUCGACACGAACCCCUUCUUCUGGGCCGCCGCCGCGCUCCCCUUCGCCGACUUCUUUGCGCACUUGAUCCACUUCGUGAACUCGAUCCUGCUGCUGAACCACCUCAAUCGUGUGGUCGUCAUCGCCGCGGGAGUCAGCUCCUGUGCCUACAUCCUGGAUUCCAGCGAUGCCAGCCCCUCUGGCGGCGUGGGCGUCUCGGACACCUUCGACAAGGCAAGCCGCAAGGCGGAGGAGUUCAUUGCACAAGACGCCCGUGCCACUGCAGCCAACAGUUCUGUUGCUUCUGCCAAUGCCGCGUCGCUGCUCUCUGGGGCGCUGUCCCUCGCUUUGUGCUAUAUACAGAGGAUUUUCCGGUCUGGGACUCGGCAUCCGCAACCUCGGAUUCUAUGCCUGCAGGGAUCUCCAGAUGGACCUGAACAAUAUGUGGCAGUGAUGAAUUCAAUAUUUUCUGCUCAACGUUCCAUGGUACCAAUUGAUUCUUGUAUUGUGGGAACCCAGGAUUCUGCUUUCUUGCAGCAGGCUUCAUACAUAACAGGAGGAGUUUAUUUGAAGCCCCAAGAACUAAAUGGUCUGUUUCAAUACCUUGCCGCUGUAUUUGCAACUGAUUUACACUCUAGAGCAUUUCUGCGCCUUCCAAAAACUCUUGGAGUGGACUUUCGUGCUUCGUGUUUCUGUCAUAAGAAGACCAUCGACAUGGGAUAUGUCUGUUCAGUUUGUUUGUCAAUAUUCUGCAAGAAUCAGAAGAAGUGUUCAACCUGUGGGUCAGAAUUCAGUCGUGUCAUGCCUGAUUUGAAUUCCAUGCCAGAUCAAAGCAAGUAGUACUCUGUGGAAAGUUAACCAUCAAGAGACAUGCUUUUCUCAGUGUCACAGGACGGACCAUGCGCCACUGUAUAUCCAAAGGGAUGUUGGUUUAACCGAAGGCAAUAAGUGGUGUAGCAUAGGCAGUGACAAUUUUGUUAAGGAAACGAUUUUAGGGCAAACACUGUUGCUUUUGGAACAUAGUUCUGGCAAGAAGAAAUUUGCAAACCUGGUGAUAGUGAUCUGUUAUGAAUUGUUGUAAAAAAGAAUGAAGACAUACUACUGAUGAAAAUACCAUGGCAUGGUUGCCCUUACUGCUUGGAUGAGAAA